AUGAAUGCCCCACGAUCAAGAGUCAUACCCACACACGGGUCAUACCCACACACGGGUCACACCCACACACGGGUCAUACCCCCACACGAGAGUCACACCCACACGAGGGUCACACCCACACGAGAGUCACACCCACACGAGAGUCACACCCACACGAGAGUCACACCCACACGAGAGUCACACCCACACUGGUCACACCCACACGAGAGUCACACCCACACGAGAGUCACACCCACACGAGAGUCACACCCACGAGAGUCACACCCCUGGUCACACCCACACGAGAGUCACACCCACACGAGAGUCACACCCACACUGGUCACACCCACACGAGAGUCACACCCACACGAGAGUCACACCCACACUGGUCACACCCCACACGAGGUCACACCCACACGAGGUCACACCCACACGAGAGUCACACACCCACACACGAGAGUCACACCCACACGGUCACACCCGACACUCACACCCACACGAGUCACACCCACACGAGAGUCACACCCACACUGGUCACACCCACACGUGAGUCACACCCACACGAGAGUCACACCCACACGAGAGUCACACCCACACGAGGGUCACACCCACACUGGUCACACCCACACUGGUCACACCCACACGAGAGUCACACCCACACGAGAGUCACACCCACACGAGAGUCACACCCACACUGGUCACACCCACACGAGAGUCACACCCACACGAGAGUCACACCCACACGAGAGUCACACCCACACGAGUCACACCCACACGAGGGUCACACCCACACGAGAGUCACACCCACACGAGAGUCACACCCACACUGGUCACACCCACACGAGAGUCACACCCACACGAGGGUCACACCCACACGACGGGUCACACCCACACGAGUCACACCCACACGAGGUCACACCCACACGAGGGUCACACCCACACCACACGAGGGUCACACCCACACGAGAGUCACACCCACACUGGUCACACCCACACGAGAGUCACACCCACACACCCACACGAGAGUCACACCACACGAGAGUCACACCCACACGAGAGUCACACCCACACUGGUCACACCCACACGAGGGUCACACCCACACGAGGGUCACACCCACACUGGUCACACCCACACGAGGGUCACACCCACACGAGGUCACACCCACACGAGGUCACACCCACACGGGUCACACCCACACUGGUCACACCCACACUGGUCACACCCACACGAGAGUCAUACCCACACGAGAGUCACACCCACACUGGUCAUACCCACACGAGAGGUGA
Molecule: messenger RNA, 1266 nt
Organism: Boleophthalmus pectinirostris (great blue-spotted mudskipper)
Lineage: Eukaryota; Metazoa; Chordata; Actinopteri; Gobiiformes; Gobiidae
Product: histidine-rich glycoprotein-like
Exons: 2
Coding region: 1-1266 (421 amino acids)
Source: RefSeq, a predicted model, not a curated record